Messenger RNA from Danaus chrysippus (African queen), 2451 nucleotides. The record is from the annotation of a GenBank genome assembly. Lineage: Eukaryota; Metazoa; Arthropoda; Insecta; Lepidoptera; Nymphalidae.
AUGAACAGUGUCAAUUUACCGGAGGACUGUGCUAAACAAUGGGAAAUAUUGUUGUUGUUGUUAUCCUCAGAGGAAAAGAAAAUCGAUCGUACACACGAAACGGAGAUCGAUACUAUGAAUUAUUUCUACAACAACAAGGGUGUUAGGAAAAUUCUACUCUACUGGCUCCAACAAAUGAAGGAUACAUAUGCACGUAAAACAUGUGAAUCAGAUACGGCUUUAAAAUGUGACGAGGUAUCUUUGUUCUGGAGACAGAAGGGCAAUGAGAAAUUCAGAGCGAACUUGGUCGAAGAAAGCUAUAAGUGCUAUACAAAUAGUGUGCUGUACGCUAAACCUAAGAGUCUCAUGUAUACUUUGGCACUAGCGAAUCGCUCGGCUGCUUUAUUGAGGUUAAAGAGAUUUCAGGCAUGUUUAUUCCUAUACAGCACUAUAAUACUAGAAUGUUUAUCGGAUGUGUCUCUGGCUAUAGACAGUGGUUAUCCCGUGGAACAGAGACACAAAUUAUUACUGCGUAGAGCAGAUUGUUACAUUGAAUUACAAAGUAAAGAAGCAAGGACCGCUCUCAACUCAGCGAUACAAUACGCAAAGACACUCAAUAUGACAGCAGCCAACACAUUGGAAUUCGAGCGUCAUAUAAAAAUUUUAGAGAAGAAACUCGAAUGUGUCAAAGGGGAUGUUAUUAAAGACGAAGCGGUGCAGUUACCUGAUUGUUACCUCGGAGCCAACCCUGACUUUGUAUCAGCCUCCAAAUCUAUCGAAUUAAGUUGCAGUGUGUGUUCACGCAGCGUGUACUGUGGCUGUGAGUGUGCGUCUCGUGCUGUCUCCUUUCAUCGCUGGGAGUGUGUCGGCGCACAGAGCUCACUCUUCCCCACUAUAGGCAUCGCGCAUUUAGCUUUAAGGGUGUUACUAAUAAGUACGAACAACGGAUUCCCACAAUCGCCGGUGUCACUGCCGCAAGCUUGUACCGCCGGCGAGUUGUUCAGGAGCUACGGGCUUGUAGACAACAUACAGAUAUACAAAACUGGCACGGAUCCAUUCUACAGGAUGUUCAAUCUAGUGACAAACUUCAAUAAGAUGGAUAACUCGGAUUACAUACAAUACGCAUUAUUGGACGAUCAGUUGGACGAUCAGUUGGUCGACCAGUUGGACGAUCAGUUGGUCGAUCAGUUGGACGAUCAGUUGGUCGAUCAGUUGGUCAACCAGUUGGUCGACCAGUUGGACGAUCAGUUGGUCGACCAGUUGGACGAUCAGUUGGACGAUCAGUUGGUCGACCAGUUGGAAGAUCAGUUGGACGACCAGUUGGACGAUCAGUUGGUCGAUCAGUUGACGGCCACUAUGUUGACGUUGUAUUUGGAGAAUUUCACAACUUUUUUUGAUUAUUUACCAAAUAAACUGCCUUGUAUUUUAUCUGAGAGUCAGUUGAAGUUAUUCGCGGCGGCCGUAAUAUUGAGGAGUAUGGGCCAGUUGGUUUGUAAUGGACACGCCACUUUAAGCCUGGCUGUGGUUGAGGAAGACGAUGGCAGAAAUGGCAAAACGAUAACGGAAAAGGAAGUCCGGAGAGCCACCGCCAUCUAUCCCUCGGCCGCCAUGAUGAAUCACUCGUGCGAUCCAAACAUAAUAAACACUUUCUACAAGAGUCGUCUCAUAGUGAGAUGCCAGCGCGAGUUACCGGCUGGAGGUGAAGUGUUCAACUGUUACGGGCCACAUCGAGCGCGCGCCCCCGCCGCAGCAAGGAAAACCGCGCUAAAAGCUCAGUAUAUGUUCACUUGCCACUGUACUGCGUGUAAUGACACUGAUAGAAGAGACUUUGUGUCGUUGUUCAGCGCGUACUUGUGUCAGUCGUGUAAGGGUCCUGUGUGGGCGCGCGGCGCUCGUCCUCUGUGCACACAGUGUCGAUCAGCACUACACUUAGAACGUGCACAUACAUUAUUGGACAGAGCUGACGAUCUCGCAACACAAGCGGAACAGGUCGCCAGUUUGGAGGAGCGUUGUGAAAAGAUGGCGGCCUCGUACCGACUGAAACAACAAGUGUGGCAUCGACACCACGCCUCACUAAGAAUGGCAGCGGAUAGACUGGCGAGACUGUAUGCUGAUAUUGGUGAUUUCACCAAAAGUAUGGAACUCAUCAAACAGAAUAUCCAGAGCCUAGAAUAUCGCUUUGGUUCAUUCAGUGUAGAGGUCGCUCAUGAACUCCGUAAAUUAUCAGACGUUAUGUUGGAAAGGAUAUUGAAUUCGCCGCAACAUUUGGAACACAGAGAAUGGUGUCUAGAAGCUCACAAGGUGGUCAAAAAGGCGAUACAAUUGAUGGAAUUAAACUACGGCUCGUGGGAGCCUCUCGUGUAUAGAUUGAAGCAACACGAGUCUUAUCUCGCUGCGACGCUCGCUGAGAGCAGAACUCCAGAGGCUGUGGACUGUGUUCAUCACAACUUACAUUAUAAUCUUAAAAUAUAA